Messenger RNA from Cannabis sativa, 1035 nucleotides. RefSeq lists its product as uncharacterized. The record is from RefSeq and is a predicted model, not a curated record. Bases 1 to 1035 code for a protein of 344 amino acids. Lineage: Eukaryota; Viridiplantae; Streptophyta; Magnoliopsida; Rosales; Cannabaceae. The transcript has a single exon.
AUGGCGGAUUUAUGGAAACCAGGGAAGGGAAUGUAUGUCAAUAUCAUUGAACAAAAUAGAUUUCUCUUUCAAUUCUUUCAUGAGAUUGAUAUUCAAAGAGUUCUAACGGUAAGCCCAUGGACGUAUGAUCGAAAGCAAUUAAUUCUUGAGCGAUUACAAAGGGGUGAUAAUCCUAGGACAAUUGCACUAAACAAACUUGAUAUAUGGGUACAAAUUCAUGACCGCCAAUCCGAAUUUAAGACGGAUAGAGCAAUACAACAAGCAGGGAAUUAUAUGGGCGUGUUUCUUGAAUCGGAUCUGAAAAAUUUCCAAGGCGUUUGGCGUGAGUACUUACGAGUUAGAGUCUAUCUAAAUGUUGAUGUUCCCCUCAAGAGGCGUAUGAAAUUUUGUAAGAAAGGUGGUGAGGCAUUUUAUGCAAACUUCAAGUAUGAAAAACUUCCAACCUUUUGUUUUAUUUGUGGUAUAAUGGGUCACUCAAGAUGCUUUUAUAGUAAGUUAUACGACAUUCCGUUGAAAGAAAUAGAGAAGCCUUACAGUAUAGCAAUGCGAGCCCCAACGAGAAAACAAAACUUCAUAACACCCUCUCCAUGGCUGCGAUCAAGCACAACCGAAGCAACAUCAUAUUCCGUCGACAAGAAUUCUGCUCCGACGACUUUUACUCCAGCACCAUCAAGUAAGGUUGAUUUGGUGGGAUCUCGACAACUGCAAAAUAAUACCCGCGGCAUUCAUGGCAAGAUUGUAUCAUCAUCCCAAGAUUCAAGGAAUGUUGGUCAAAGGAUGGUUAAUGCCAACAAUGAUCCUACUUUUAUUGUGAUUGACAAUCAAUCCAUGUUUACCUCUAACGUGGAUAUGGACUUGGUGGAGUUGAAAAGGAAAAGAAUAGAAAAUGACUCAUACAAAGCUAAUAAUGUGGCUAUAUCUAAGGAAGUGGACCAUGAUGAUGAGCCCAAUAAUGUUCUUAAUGAAGAUAGUAUCGGUCUUUCAAAAAAUGGGAGUUCGGUGGGCCUGGAAACCCAGGCCCACCAAACAUUAUGA